UUUCAUGUUCAGUUGGACAGUAAUAACGUCAACAGUGGUAGGUACCCAGGCCAUGAAGAAAUUAUGGAAUUUUUACGCAAACUGGGUUUCCUGGCCAACACUAUCGAAAGUAGAGCUUCAAUUGACGACACCGACUCAGAAUCUGCUGAAAGAAUGAAAAAAGUUAACCCCUACAGUUUCCAAGGUACCAGAGGCAAAAGAUUAAACGCAAACAGUUUCAUGGGUUCCCGAGGUAAAAGAGUCCUCGUUAAUGACAAACGGACUGUCAGUGCUAACGCUUUCCUCGGAUCGAGGGGUAAACGUCUGGUUACCUUACUCGGUGAAAAGCCCCAACUAAACGAUCUUACGGGAGUCAUUGACAAAAAAUCAGAUGCUUUAGCAUUCGUCCCAACAAGAGGCAGAUCACAAUCAACCAAUGACGAACUUGCUUACACGGGUCCGAUGUUAUUGAGAGAAGGCCGAAGAAUGAAUUCCUUAUCGUUUGGUCCCCCAAAAGGCAAAAAAUACAGUCCACUUGACUUCAUUGGAUCGCGUGGCAAGAAAAGUACUUUUGAAGAUUAUGUGUUAAAUACCCAAAACGAUUGACCAAAGGAGAACUAAGAAAGAA
Messenger RNA from Octopus sinensis (East Asian common octopus), 607 nucleotides. RefSeq lists its product as uncharacterized. The transcript is spliced from 4 exons. The record is from RefSeq and is a predicted model, not a curated record. The annotation marks the transcript as partial. NCBI's taxonomy places the organism in Eukaryota, Metazoa, Mollusca, Cephalopoda, Octopoda, Octopodidae.